Messenger RNA from Ciona intestinalis (vase tunicate), 1382 nucleotides. The record is from RefSeq and is a predicted model, not a curated record. Lineage: Eukaryota; Metazoa; Chordata; Ascidiacea; Phlebobranchia; Cionidae.
AAAGCGGAUUUCGUAAUUGGUUUUAAGUUAAAGUUACAAAAUGAGGAAUAACCAGUUAGUUUGGUUGGGCUGCUGUACAGUUGUUUUAUUGGUUUUAAUUAAAAUGUUUCUUUUUCCUUUAACUGGGAUGAUGACGAUGGAACAAUGGAAAGAAAAAAGACAGGAAGGUGUGGCUGAGUACAUUGAAGAGCAAAGGAAGCAGAAAGCGGAGAACGACGCAGCAUGGCGCGCACCUGACGUUCAACUUCCAUCAAGAUACGAAAACAAUCUUUCACCCGAGGCAGAGUUGGACAGAAUAUGGAAAUACGUGAACGAACGACAGUAUAACUGCAAUGAAAGUGAGUACCUGGGAGGACGACCUUUGGAUCGGGACGGGGCGUAUGAUCUUUGUAUUGAAGAUAAGUUCUGGCCCGUGAGGAAAAACCCCGACCAGAAGUGUUUGAUGUAUUCGUUUGGAGUUGGUAAUGAUUGGAGUUUUGAUGACGAGAUUGCUAAGAGAGGAUGUGAGGUUCAUGCCUUUGAUCCAAGUAUGGACCGGCUCGAUGAUUCCCCCCUCGGUGACCACGGGGUCCGCUUCCACAAGAUCGGAAUCUCAGGAACCGACAUCGAUAAAGAUGCCAAUGGAUGGAAGAUGAGAACCUUCAGUACCUUGUUGAAAGAGCUCGGUCAUAAUGGUCGUUGGAUGGAUUACUUGAAAGUUGACACCGAUGCCCCUGGAGGUGGCGGGUUCGAAGAUAUGAUCAUGCAAGAAUUACUGGACACCGGACUUUACAGUUGUGUGCGACAAUACUCAAUGGAGAUACAUCUCAUGGGUCCUCUUACACAGAAAAGGUGGCUGGAUCGUUCAAGAAACAUCUAUAACCAGAUGACCCAACUUAACGACCAUGGCUGGAGGCUUUAUAAUAAAACGGAUAAUGUCCGAGCUGCCAAGAUAGUUUUAAAACGCCCAGAUUUCUCGCAAGAUGAGAUGAGACCUAGGGCCUUGAAUGGGGCAGAGGAAAUAUUAUGGGAAACUUCUUUCGUUAAUUUUGACGUAAAGGGACCAUGCCUUGUUAAAUAGAUGAUUAAUGAAACAUUUAUGAUAUCUAUGUUAUGUUGCACGUUAUUACAAAAGUACCGAAUUAUUUACAAAACAAUGAACUUUAUUUGUACACAAUGCUACAUAUGCAAGAUUGAACAUUUUUUUUCAAGUUCGAUAAAAAUUCAGAAUAUAUAGAACUCAAAAUAUUACCUAUAUCAAUUUGCUUUAAAAUAAGUAGAUGUACUAAUGUUCUGUCUCUAUAUCUUUAAACACAAUGGAACUUUCAUCCCUUUAUAUUUUGUUGUGCAUAUUACUCUGAAGCUAGUUAGGUUUUUAUAAUAAAUUGUUUCACAAUAUUCAA